AUGGGACAGGAGAGACAGUGGCUUCAGGCUGUCAUCACCGCUGUAGCCAUAUGUCUGCUUAGUGUGUCUCAAGGUGUGGCCACCCUGGUCCAAGCUCGUGAAGGGGGAUCUGCAAAGCUAGACUGUAACCUCAAUCCUAUACCCAAUGGAGAAACCACCCCAAACCUCUUCCCUCUGCAUGUGGUGGAAUGGGUGCGACUUGGUUACAACGUUCCCAUUCUGAUUAAAUUUGGAGUGUACGCCCCGCGAGUUCAUCCAAACUACAAGGGCCGUGUGUCUUUGACCCAGGGUGCCUCUCUGCUGGUGGCGGGACUGACCCUGGAGGACGAGGGAUGGUUCGAAUGCCGAAUCCUGCUCUUGGACAGCAAAACCGAUAACUUUCAAAAUGGCACAUGGACCUUUCUCUCCAUCACAGCUCCACCUGUAUUUAUCAAGACUCCACCAACUUUUGUGGAAGUUCUCCUUGGAGACUCACUGACUCUCAGCUGUGGAGCUCAUGGCAACCCUCGCCCAACUGUUGUCUGGCAUAAAGACGAGAGCCCCGUGGAGAAACAUGAGAAAAUCAAAGUGCUCAAUGGGUCUUUGUCUCUGGCUUCGGUCACAAGAAAUAUUUCAGGGGUCUACAAAUGUCACGUGUCAAACUCAGAGGGAAAUCUUACCCACUCCACACAGCUGCAGGUCAAAGGCCCGCCAAUCAUCCUAAUUUCCCCAGACGACACCACUCUGAAUAUGUCCCAGGAUGCAGUGCUGCAGUGCCAAGCUGAUGCCUACCCUUCUAACCUCACCUAUGAGUGGAUGAAACAAGGACAAAAUGUCUAUCAUAUUGAGUCGCUUAAGUCCAGGGUAAAGGUUCUGGUGGAUGGGACACUUCUCAUACCAAAUUUGAUUCCAGAGGAUGCUGGUAACUAUACUUGCAUCCCCACAAAUGGGAUACUAACUCCACCUUCGGCCUCUGCACAUCUAAAAGUAAAACAUCCAGCAAGGGUAACACGAAUGCCCAGGGAGACAUAUUUGCCCUCUGGCAUGGAGGGUGUCAUUGUCUGUCCUGUUCAGGCAGAUCCUCCUGUGCUGUAUGUAAACUGGACAAAAGAUGGAAAUCAUUUGAAUCUUGACAAUUUCCCAGGUUGGAUGGUAAAUUCAGAGGGCUCUGUUUUUAUUGCCCGAGCCAAUGAUAAUGCGGUGGGCAUGUACACAUGUACACCCUAUAAUAUUUACGGUACAAUGGGCCAAUCUGAACCAACCAAUGUUAUUUUAAAAGACCCUCCAACCUUCAAAGUCCCUCCCCGCACUGAAUACUUGCAGGAGGUGGGCAGAGAGUUAAUAAUCCCGUGUGAAGCCUUUGGAGACCCCUCCCCAAACAUUAGCUGGAGCAAGAUUGGCCCAACUCCACGAUCUCCCUUUACUGUGCUGGCUAAUGGCUCCCUUUGGCUGAAGCCCCUCAGUAAAGACCACCAGGGGGGCUGGGAGUGCCUGGCCUCUAAUCGAGUCGCCACUGUUAGCGCCAGCACUGUGGUCAUGGUGCUUGGCACCAGCCCCCAUACUGUAUCUUCAGUUACUGUAAAAGCAGAGAUGAAUCAAGCUAAUGUCUCCUGGGUGCCAGGUUUUGAUGGAGGAUUCACCCAGAAGUUUACUGUAUGGGUCAAGAGGGCAUCCAGAGGAAAGCAUGAAUGGGCAUCAUUGCCUGUCCCUACAUCUAAAAAGUACUUGUUAGUCACUGGGCUGCUCGCGGGUACACAUUACCAGUUCAGUGUCCUUCCUCAGAACAAGCUUGGAUCUGGACCGUUCAGUGAAAUAGUUUCUAUCCAAACUAUUGCUUUUCCAACAGAAGCACCUUCUCUCUCCCCUUUUCUGCCCUUGGACCCCCCCAUGAUGUUGUCGGUCAAUCAGACUUCUGAAGGUGUGGUGCUGAGUUGGUCUGCUCCGGAGGCUCCCUCGUCCCCCCUCACUGGCUUUGUGCUACAGGCUCGCAAAGACCAGGGCCAGUGGCUCAUCAUCAGCAACACCAUUGGAGCCAAUCAAAGUCAACUCCUUGUGAAGGGCCUCUUAAGAGAUUCUGAUUAUGAUCUCAGACUUCUUUCUCGCAGUAAUAGGCUACUUAGUGUCCCCAGUGAUUCUGUCAAUGUCUCUACAAUAGGGAUGGAUAUGUAUCCUUUGCGGCCGAGUUUUCUGGAAAAGGUGCCGGAGUCUCUUUUAGCAGGUGUGAUUGCUGGAGUGUGCUUCCUGUUUGUGGCAAUAGUUCUGUCUCUGGUAACUGCCUGUUAUAUGAGUCAAAGGAGACGGCAACGUCGACAAAAGAGAAGAGGAGAUUUGUCCAAUGCCUUACUGAAGAGCACAGCGCCACAAGCACCAUCACCUCCUCGGAGCCCAGACAGCGUUCUCAAGUUGAAGCUGUGUCCACCAUUGUCUUUCUUUCCCAGUGUUUCCACUUCACAAUCCAAUCGUUUAUCUUUUGAAAAAGGCAGUCGUGGAGAGUACUAUGACCAGCGGAAACAACUUCUGUCCGACUCAUCUCCACCUCCACACUACACAAUGUUUGAGAGCCACCUGGGGUCCCAAGCCCCAUCUCCAACUGCACUGGAGUCCAUCUCCAGAGGGGCAGAUGGACGCUUUAUUAUGAUGAGCAAAGCUCUGAAGCUCUUCUUGAAAGAGCAAGUUUCUACUCUGACAACAGUGAGAAAAAACCUAGUGACUCACUACGGAGACACCGAAUACUGGGCCAUACGGAGGAAAUGUUUCCCAGUUUGGGUCGAAGAGUCAAACAUCUCGAGAGGGGGAGGCUAA
Messenger RNA from Knipowitschia caucasica, 2781 nucleotides. The record is from the annotation of a GenBank genome assembly. Lineage: Eukaryota; Metazoa; Chordata; Actinopteri; Gobiiformes; Gobiidae.